This is a messenger RNA of Sinocyclocheilus rhinocerous, 3265 nucleotides long. Its product is annotated as transmembrane 9 superfamily member 4-like. The record is from RefSeq and is a predicted model, not a curated record. Gene Ontology annotation, cellular component: membrane. Gene Ontology annotation, biological process: protein localization to membrane. The coding region runs from base 1 to 2001 and encodes 666 amino acids. Lineage: Eukaryota; Metazoa; Chordata; Actinopteri; Cypriniformes; Cyprinidae. The transcript is spliced from 20 exons.
AUGAUGGACUACUCUGAUCUUAUUGAAGAAGGAGAUGCUGUAAAAUUGACGAGCUCUAGAACACAGUUGCCCUAUGAGUACUAUUCCCUUCCCUUCUGUAAGCCUGAUAACAUCUUCUACAAGGCAGAGAACCUCGAUAUAAAAGCAGACGAGCGAAACACAUGCACAUUACCUGAAACGGUUGCCCCCGUCCCUCAGGAGAUCGACCCGACUAAAGAGAACAGAAUUUUCUUUACCUACUCUGUGCACUGGGAGGAGAGUGAAGUGAAAUGGGCGUCUCGCUGGGACACGUACCUCACCAUGAGCGAUGUGCAGAUCCACUGGUUCUCCAUCGUCAACUCUGUAGUCGUGGUGUUCUUUCUGUCAGGCAUCCUGAGUAUGAUCAUCAUAAGGACGCUGAGGAAGGACAUUGCCAACUACAACAGAGAAGAUGACAUUGAAGACACAAUGGAGGAAUCUGGUUGGAAGAACGUCCAUGGUGAUGUGUUCCGCCCACCUCAGUAUCCCAUGAUUCUUAGCUCCCUGUUGGGAUCUGGCAUCCAGCUCUUCUGCAUGAUUCUCAUUGUUAUCUUUGUGGCUAUGCUCGGGAUGUUGUCUCCAUCCAGUCGAGGAGCUCUGAUGACAACAGCCUGCUUCCUCUUCAUGUUUAUGGGAAAAGUCACAAAGACAUUUUCAGUUUAUUUACUACCAUUUUGUUUGUUCUUCCUUCACUCAUGUGUUCUAGAUAUAAAAGCAGACGAGCGAAACACAUGCACAUUACCUGAAACGGUUGCCCCCGUCCCUCAGGAGAUCGACCCGACUAAAGAGAACAGAAUUUUCUUUACCUACUCUGUGCACUGGGAGGAGAGUGAAGUGAAAUGGGCGUCUCGCUGGGACACGUACCUCACCAUGAGCGAUGUGCAGAUCCACUGGUUCUCCAUCGUCAACUCUGUAGUCGUGGUGUUCUUUCUGUCAGGCAUCCUGAGUAUGAUCAUCAUAAGGACGCUGAGGAAGGACAUUGCCAACUACAAUAGAGAAGAUGACAUUGAAGACACAAUGGAGGAAUCUGGUUGGAAGAAUGUCCAUGGUGACGUUUUCCGCCCACCUCAGUAUCCCAUGAUUCUUAGUUCCCUGUUGGGAUCUGGCAUCCAGCUCUUCUGCAUGAUUCUCAUUGUUAUCUUUGUGGCUAUGCUCGGGAUGUUGUCUCCAUCCAGUCGAGGAGCUCUGAUGACAACAGCCUGCUUCCUCUUCAUGUUUAUGGGUUUGUUUGGAGGAUACUUUGCUGGAAGACUUUACCGCACUCUUAAAGGCCACAAAUGGAAGAAAGGCGCUUUCUGUACUGCAACUCUGUACCCAGCUGUCGUCUUUAGCAUCUGUUUUGUUUUGAACUGUUUCAUCUGGGGAGAACACUCUUCUGGUGCUGUUCCUUUCACUACAAUGCUGGCUCUGUUGUGUAUGUGGUUUGGCAUUUCUAUGCCUCUCGUGUAUCUGGGCUACUAUUUCGGUUUCCGAAAGCAGCCGUAUGACAAUCCAGUUCGUACCAAUCAGAUUCCCCGCCAGGUCCCUGAGCAACGCUGGUACAUGAACAAGUUUGUUGGUAUCCUGAUGGCAGGAAUCCUGCCAUUUGGCGCCAUGUUUAUUGAGCUCUUCUUCAUCUUUAGUGCUAUCUGGGAAAACCAGUUUUAUUACCUGUUUGGCUUCCUCUUCCUUGUCUUCAUUAUUCUUGUGGUUUCCUGCUCUCAAAUCAGCAUUGUGAUGGUGUACUUCCAGCUUUGUGCAGAGGACUAUCGGUGGUGGUGGAGGACAUUUCUCGUGUCCGGAGGUUCUGCCUUUUAUGUCCUAGUCUACGCUGUUUUCUAUUUUGUCAACAAGCUGGACAUUGUGGAGUUCAUUCCCUCUCUGUUGUAUUUUGGCUACACAACCCUGAUGGUUUUGUCUUUCUGGCUGCUAACGGGAACGGUUGGCUUCUACGCCGCUUAUGUGUUCAUACGGAAAAUUUAUGCCGCGGUCAAAAUCGACUGAAAUAUUUCUUUCAGUUUUUGUUUCCUUUUUUUCUGUUUUGUAAAGCAAGCACUGACGCGUGUGAAUUGCUGGCGUGAGGUACAGCAGCGCCCCCCCCCUAUGGACUGGAGGAAUGAACGAGAUGUGUUUUGUACACCUUUCUCUCCUGCUAUCUCUGCCUCAGCAAAGAUGUAAAGAAACCACAUGAACAGUUCCAUUUUUAAUGUCUUGUAUAUCUUUUUGCACACACAACAUGGGCCAAAGUGUGUCGAUUGACUUUUUCUUUGUUUAGGUGGGGAUGUUGGAUUUUUGGGCUGGGUCUCAUGCUUUUGAAGACAUUGAGGGUUAUCAUUUUACAAAUUAACAUUUUGUAUCCUUUUAAUAUAACAUUUGAUUUCAACUUGUUCCUGUCUUUGAUUCAAAACGGAGUUCUUGAAUGCUUGUCUUGUUGAGGGUGUGUGUGUGUGGUCAUAUUUUGGCAUGGAAUGAAAUUAUGGGAUGUAAAGACAUAAGGCAAGGACAUUAAAAAAGUAGAUUUCCUUGUGCUUGCUGGUCAUUGGACCUAAAAGACUUUUAUAAUGAUGCAGUAUCGCAUUGUUUGUUUGUUAUUUGCCAUUAAGAAAAAGGUCUGGUUUUUCAACAUUACACAAAUUUGAUAUUCCACAUUAGAAAAGCCAUUUUUAUGUAAAAAUCUUUCUGCCGUGUAUUGACUUCACCUAUGAACUAUUGCUGUAGCCAAAAACAGAUGUAUGUUGGUGGAGUUACCCCAAAAUUCAAGGGUAUCAACACACGUGUGCAGUGCCCAGCAGGUAGUGGUAUAUUUGCUUACAUCCAUGGUACUUUAUAGAUAUUAAUUUAACAUGGUUAUCAUUUUUAGCUCUCUCAAAACACAAGAUACAAUAUUUGGAUCCCAAUUCUGACUCUUGUGCAGUGACGUGAUGCAGGAUUCAGUAGUUUAAAACAUGGUAGCAAAAUCUACUUCUGCGUUUGGAACGGUCUGGCUUCUUCAUCUGUCGUCCUCACAGGUGACCAUGAAUAAAUGCAAGAAAUACAGAAAAUAUUUGCUACAGAUGUACUUUAUUCUGCCUGUUGCAUUGGGUCUGUGUAUGUUUAUGGUGUAAAUACAGUGCUUUAUAUUGUUGCAUUUUAUUUUAUUUUUUUUUUUUUGUGGAGCUGUUUGUCCCAUUAUGUCUUUGUUUUAGGCAAAAGCAUGUUUUUUUUUUCUUUAUGAAUCCUUUACUUUCUCUUUUAAUAAUGUCCAUCUAUAAUGUAUAAAACAAUAAAG